AUGAGGCCACUCCUGGUGUUUCUGCUUCCGGCUGUGCUGUGCACUGACCUGGGGGACCAGGAAGAGGGGGCGCUCAGUCUAGCCCCAGGCCCGGGCCCCCAGGCUGCCCACCCCAGUGGCCGCCCGAGCCCCCAGCCCAGACUGACCACGGGUCUGCUUCCUUUCCUCCCAGCCCAGGCCCUGCAGUGCUGCGGCCUCGAGCCCUGCGAGCCUCUGGUGGAGUGCCCCGCCCAACAAGUACUGUGUGAUUAUGCGCCCUGGUGCCCCCCAGUCAUUAAAUCAACAGACACUCAGAGGUCACGUGGACACAGACACCACGGUGACACAGCAGACCUGGGGGCCGUAGCCCGCAAACCGACAAGCAAAGGGCUGUACCCACACCCAGAGAGGGCUGCAACAAUAUGCAAACUCCUGGACCAGGACUGGUGCCAGAGCCGGGUCCCUGAGGCCACCAAGCUGAGCAGAAAGCGUUGGAGCUGGGCUGUUCCAGACUCCAAGCUCAACAGCCGCCUGAAGCCUGGAGGAGCAGACGCCCGGCCCCGUGAGGACAGAGUGCCACUAGCUCCCAGGCCACGUGGCUGCUGCAGACGCCCCCCUGCUGGCUCCCAUCGCCCUGUGCCUGGGAACCGUGUCUGCAAAAUGCAGGGUCUGCAGAGAGGCUGUCCACGUCUGAAAUCAGGGUCUCACUGCAGACUGAAGACUUCCCCGACACAUAGUCCCAAUUCCAGAGUUUCAUCAGCUGUUUCCAAAAAACCUUUUUGUUAAA
This is a messenger RNA of Orcinus orca (killer whale), 766 nucleotides long. RefSeq lists its product as uncharacterized. The coding region runs from base 1 to 765 and encodes 254 amino acids. Lineage: Eukaryota; Metazoa; Chordata; Mammalia; Artiodactyla; Delphinidae. The record is from RefSeq and is a predicted model, not a curated record. The transcript has 4 exons.